Messenger RNA from Penicillium daleae, 1530 nucleotides. RefSeq lists its product as uncharacterized. The transcript has 4 exons. Lineage: Eukaryota; Fungi; Ascomycota; Eurotiomycetes; Eurotiales; Aspergillaceae. Gene Ontology annotation, biological process: transmembrane transport. Bases 1 to 1530 code for a protein of 509 amino acids. The record is from RefSeq and is a predicted model, not a curated record. Gene Ontology annotation, molecular function: transmembrane transporter activity.
AUGUCGUCGAGCGAGCACGAUAUUCCCGGCGGAACGCCCGCAAAGUCUUCCUCCGACUAUGCCGAGGAAAAAGAUAUCGCUAUUAAUGCCGAUCCGACCAGGUUUCUCUCCGAGUCGCACAAGUCGUACCUGAUCGAACGACAUGGCACACUGGAUCUCGACCCUAUUCCUAGCAUGGACCCGGCGGAUCCAUAUAACUGGGCGUUGUGGAAGAAAACCACUAAUCUAGCCCUGGUUGCUUUCCACGCUUGCAUGGGCACAUUCACUGCAGCAGCUAUCAUCUGCGCUUAUGAGGACAUCUCCCUCGAUCUGGGCGUUUCCAUCCAGCGCGUUAGCUAUCUGACCUCGUUGCAAAUCGCCAUCCUCGGAGGUGCCCCAUUGCUGUGGAAGCCACUCUCGCACAGAUUUGGUCGACGCCCCAUUUUCCUACUGUCUUUGAUCUUGAGCUGCGUUUGCAACAUUGGUUGUGCAAAGAGUACCAAUUAUGCCUCCAUGGCGGCUUGUCGGGCAUUGGUGGCUUUCUUCAUUUCGCCGGCUAUGGCUAUUGGAAGUGGUGUGGUUACGGAGACUUUUUUCCGUCAUGAGCGUGCCCGGUAUAUGGGUAUUUGGACUAUCAUGGUUACCCUGGGUGUGCCAAUUGGUCCCUUUAUCUUUGGAUUCGUGGCUCAGCGGGUUGAUUAUCGCUGGAUCUACUGGGUUCUGGCAAUUACCAACGGCAUGCAGGCUAUUCUUUACCUCUUCUUCGGUCCCGAAACUCGCUAUAUUGGCGCCGACAUUCAGUCCGAAUCCUCCGCUUUCAAGCGCGAGUACAUGUCCCUGCGUCGCAUCGACCCAACCCCGAUCAAGGCGUCCGAGUUCUACCACCCUUUGACCUUGUUCACAAACAUCCCCGUCCUCCUCGCCACGAUCGCGUACUCGAUGGUCUUCCUCUUCUGCUCCGUCCUGAAUUCCGUCGAGGUACCCCAGCUUCUACAAAGCAAGUUCGAGUUGAAUGCCCAACAGCUUGGUCUCCAGUUCCUUGGUCUCAUUAUUGGCUCUCUGCUUGGUGAGCAAUUAGGCGGCUUCAUGUCUGAUAUGUGGAUGAAUGCUCGCGCCAGGAAAAUCGGUCACAAGCCUGCGCCCGAGUACCGGCUGUGGCUUAGCUAUAUUGGCUUCCUCCUGAGCAUUGCGGGCAUGGUUGUGUUCCUGGUGUGUACGGAGCAAGCUACCGAGGGCAAGUGGAAUGUGAAGCCUGUGGUUGGAACUGGCAUUGCCGCGUUUGGCAACCAGGUCGUCACUACUGUUAUGACGACUUAUGCUGUUGAUACCUAUCCCCAGGACGCGGGUAGUGUUGGUGUCUUUAUCAACUUUGUGCGAUCGACCUGGGGAUUCAUUGGACCUUUCUGGUUCACCUCGAUGUUCGAUAGCGUCGGCAUCGCCAAGAGCUCUGGUAUUGUUACUGCGCUGAUCAUGGGCUGCAGCUUCUUCCCUACUGUGUAUUUGCAGUGGCAGGGAAAGCGGCUUUAUCGCCGCGAUUCAGAGAUGCUGUGA